Molecule: messenger RNA, 2438 nt
Organism: Chara braunii
Lineage: Eukaryota; Viridiplantae; Streptophyta; Charophyceae; Charales; Characeae
Source: the annotation of a GenBank genome assembly
CGUAAGCAGCAGGGCCACGUCAGCAGUACCGCAUCAUCGACACCGUACAGCUAACCGCAGCUUAUGCUCCGACGCAGCAACCGCAUCGCAGCACGCGGAGGGCGGGCAGCCGCAGCAGGACAACAGCUACCUCUGCCCCACCCCUCGGAAAUGGACACCCAGGGCAACCCCACGGUGGACAAUGCCGCAUCCGGCAGUCCACGUGAGGCGUGCAGCUUGAACCCCCCAUCCCCACAGGCCCAGCAGGAGGGUUCCACUGCGACUUCUGCGGGAACCCUCGACGCUGCACCAGUCCGACAGCAAGGAGAGACCAUGACGACCUUCCUGGCCCGCCUGGGCACCUAUAUGCAGCAAGUCCAAGAGGAGCAGCAACGCGAGGCGGCAGCCGAAGCAGCGCGGCUUAAUGCCAUUGCACGCGCAGAAGAGCAACGACGCCGGCAGCAAGCUGACGCAGCUGCCAACCAUAACAAAGCUCGAAGAGAUGCCGCAUCUGUCCUCAUGCAGCAGGAAGCCGCUCAUACCGCCGCACUCCAAGCUUGGAAUGUUGAUCCGGCGGCGGCGACGGAACCAACUACGGAGGAACAGACCAAGUCAGCCUUCGCCAACAUGAUGUACCAAGUCAUCCUCACUUGUAAUUGGCAACAAGUGGAGCUGGCUCAGCAGGCACAUACCAUUGCUGAGUAUGAGGAGACUCUCAAGAGCCUCCAUGCCCGCCUUGACAUGCUGGAGAAGGAUGACGUGCCACACAGGCACACGGCGUCGUCAAGCAUUGAUCCAUCGAUCCGCGAGCUGGAAGAACGACUGGAUCAUCUAGUAGCGCUGGUCGGAACUUUGAACAGCUUCCGACAACCGGCAACCAUCAGCCAGCAAAUAGCCGCUCUACAAGCGGAUCUGCGUCAACUGCAGCAGCAACCAACUGGGACCUGCAACAACGUGACGCCGAAACAAUUCUUGAUGCCGAAAUUCAGCAUCGACAGAUUUGAUGACUACCACAAGGCGGACCCUAUCAGUUGGUGGCAAGGGUUCACCAAUGAGCUCUCCAUCCACUUGGUCCCGCCCGAGUCGAAGAUCUCAGCGCUUUACCUCUGCAGCACCGGUGCCAGCCAAGUGUGGCUCAAUCACCUGGCUCAAACCGAGGGCAUCGAAGUCUCUAAACUUCACACCAAGAUCACUUGGGAGGCCAUGACUGAGAAGUGGUGGAAAUGUUUCAUCGUCGACGACGCUCAGGGCAAAGGCGUGAACCGGAUCUUCAGCAUGCACCAAGGCAGCCAGACAACACGCGUAUGGCUAACCGAGUGGCAGAAAAUAAUGACGACUCUGAAUUUGGACAUCCCAUUCAUACAUCUUUGUCGCCAAUUCUUCCAGCGGUCAGUUGACGCGUUGAGCACGGCCCUUGGGGAGUGCAGCCUGUACACGGACUUCGACCAGAUCGUGGAGAAGGCGCGCGAAGUCAUCCAAACCAAACGGUGGGCAGCCAACGAGCGACGAAGCCAACCGAAUUUUGUGGAAAAGGGCAAAGGUCCGCGGCCGCAGCAAGUCCCUAUUGUCCAAGCGGCGAAGCCGCAUUGCAACGCCCUAAUGGCGGAGCUACGCAACUACUUGCACGCUGCAGUACCAGCUCCGUUGAUGGAAGACGAAGUAGCGGUUGUUGACCUUCGCGAGUACAUUGCGAAGAUUGACCAUGAGUACGCCACGCAACGGUACAACGACACCGACGCACCGUUACUCUACGUCUACAUUCAGAUCGGGAAGGUGACCUGCAACGCCUUGAUUGAUUGUGGAGCUACUCGCAACUACAUCAGCCAGGACUUCAUGACCCGCGCCGGCCUGGGGCCGCGCGUUCGAAGGAAAUCGCAGCCCACGCAAGUCACGUUGGCCGACGGUCGUACGCACAAGUUCACCGACCGGUGCAUUGACUCCGUCCCCGUGUACUUCGCCCCGCUUGCACGCGAGGCCGUGUCCUUUGACAUAUUGGACACACAGUUCGACAUGAUUUUGGGCAUGUCAUGGCUGCGCAACGAGGAACACCCGGUGAACUUCUACUGCCGCACCGUUCAUGUCAUAACCGGAACGGGGUACUUGUGCCAUGUACGGUCCCCACACCUCAUCCUUCGAUUGGUUGUCACGGGGUCUCCGCGGCAAGCAUUCGCAACUCCAUCUCACGGAACGACGUGGAAGAAAUUGGCAUUUGUUUCUUGCACGCCCUCCCUCCUCCCGACGAGCCAGCGGCAGAACAGCCAUUGGAUCCACGCAUUGUACAACUUCUUGACUCCUAUGGCGAUGUCUUUGAAGCCCCCGCCGGAAUCGUACCGAAUCGGCCAAUUCGUCACGAGAUCAUCCUCGAAGAUGGGGCCGUACCUCUGCGCAGAUGUAUUUACCGCAUGAGCGAGGAGGAACUCAAAGUGCUUCGAACGCAACUCGAUGACCUCAUUGACAAG